AUGAACAACGGAUAUCUCCAUCAAAGCAAAUUGCUCACGUAUUCUGAAUUGCGAGUUAAGUGGAUGCCAACAGUGCUCCUUUUGGAAGUACUACCUGCUCAUGCACAAGUUGAGAGAACGUGUCCUGCUGCAGUGAACGAACAACGAGGAAAGAGCAUCACCGCUGAGCGACUGCAGCAGCAACAGCAGCAGGCCGAAUGUACGACUGCUUCUUCAGUUCCGCAUGCUUUCCGUUUUGUUGUACGUCAACAACCUACAACACUAAGGGAUGUGGCAUGUCAGUGUGGUGGUAAUGAUAGUGAACAUGCUGAUGAUGAUAACGAUGGUGAUAGCGGCGACAGCGAGGGCGACAGUGGUGAUGAAGAAAACGACGGUCUUCUGGCUUCCUGUGGUCCAUCAGCAAAUUUACCUUUUAAAAUCAGCACUGCCUGCAAAAGACCGGUGGUAACGUUUCGUUCGCCAUUAAGUCGCAUGAAACUGUUAAACGAGCUGGAAACUGAAGCUGCACCUCUGCUUGCUGGCACAUUUGCUGAUACCCCUUUAACUACCCUGAUAUCAUCAUCAUCACCACCAUCAUCGUCAACAUCACCACCAGCAUCAACAACAACAAGGGCAGUGGCGAACACAGUCAGUCGUGAACGUUCAGUCGGUUUUUCUGGACUGCUUCAGCCGAAGAAGCAUGCAUAUAGCAUUGCUCCAGUAGUUGGGGAGUAUGCAGUGGUACCAUCAUCAUGUUAUGAUCUCAUCGAGCCAGUGGUUCGUGUAAGGCGUCUUGCGUUGCCACGAAGCGCUAGUGAUUCCAAAAUGAGCACCAAAACCAGGCGACAACCGAAACUGGUAUUUGCCACAACACGAGCACGUGGCUCACGUUGUACAGCUACUGACGAAUUAGGUCGUUUAACUGCAGAUAUUGCGGCCGAGAAUCCAGAUAUGAUCCAUUUCCAACAAGUACUCAAUGCAUGGAUAACCAAAAAAUAG
Molecule: messenger RNA, 978 nt
Organism: Gongylonema pulchrum
Lineage: Eukaryota; Metazoa; Nematoda; Chromadorea; Rhabditida; Gongylonematidae
Source: the annotation of a GenBank genome assembly